UUUCGCUUGCAUGAUAAACAAGUAAUCUGAACCCAUCUCAUUUAGCGGUAAUGCCAAGAAUCCAUUCUGAAAUGAGAAAGGGAAGUCAUUCUUUUAUUGGAAAGAAACGUUAAUUGUUAAUUAAUCAGCUCUUUGGUUCUGUGUGUAAAAUAUUAAUUUUUCCAUUGCAUGGUGGUUUAGAUGUUAGCAUGUUUGUCUCACACCUCUGAAAUACAGGAUAUAUGUUGUGCAUUGAGAUGUGAUUGCUUUGUGAGAAUGCAACAUGGAGUAAGAUAUAACUAACUCUAGCAAACAGUCAGUCAUGGAUAUGUUAUAAAAAGAGAAUGUCACUGUUUUAGUACCAAUUGAAGGUUAAAUGACAAAAAAGAAAUCAGUAUGGGACUGGCUAUAACCUCGACAUGCUGUGUCUGUUUAUGAUAUUACAAAUUACAAUACAUUCAAUUCAUGGUAUGGUAUCUUCAAGUAGCAUCCCUGGAGAUCCAUCAGGUUUGAUCUUGAGAAUGUUCUCACGUUUUCCUUGUGUUCAUGUGAGGUUCUCUGGUUUCAUCCCACUUCCCAAAAAAAUUGCAGGUAAGGGAAGUGGAUAUUUAAAUGCCCCCAGGGUGCGAAUGUGAGUGUGAGAGUGUGUAUUCGUGCCCCCUAGGACAGGCUCCGUAUCCAUCCUGACAUUGAUGAAUUUAAUGAUGAUGAACCUGAAUGCUUGGACCCCUAACACUGUGUCACGUAAAAAGCGUGAAUACAUGGCGAAUAUCAAAUAUUCCAUAAGUGGAAAUAUGUUUUCCAAGUGUUACAGUCCUCACUUAUUGGUUCUGCUAAUGUACCAGAAGUGUCUAUAGGUUUUUAGUUUUAGUGUGUUGAUCAUAGACACUUUGUAGCUAGAGCUCAGGUCCAAAUGUUAAAAAUGAUGCAACUUACCAUCUGCAUUACUAAACCCAACCCCCCGGAUGAUAAAAUCAUAAGACAUGAUGUAUUAAAUGUCACAGGGAUGAUGGCGGGGUAAGCCGUAGGGAACUGAAAGUACAGUAUGCCCAGCAUCUAGCUGUGCAUCUGUAGCAUGAGUUGACAUACAGGAUCUGACCUAAAAAACAAACAAACUGUUAACUCUUUUUCGCAGAGCCCAAUAAAUGGAAUUUGUGCCUGUUUGGUUGGGUCCAUGUUCAGCAUUGAAUCUCUUUGUGAUAUUUUACUGCACAUUGGUGGUUAAUAUGAAGCUAAUAUGAAAGCAGACACAGCCAGAAAGUCAUUCAUUUGUUAAUACUGAUAGAAAAUAUCUGAUAAAUUGAUUUCCAUUAAAUUGGCAGAACGAAAAAACGGUUAACUUUCCAAGAAAAUGUGUUGAAUCCAUUCCACUCCCAGCCAGUACUGACUGAGGUACUGUAGAGUACUGUAGAGUCUAUGUAUUGUCAAGCCCAAGACUAGGACAAGAUCAAACUAGGACCAAGUCCUAAGAGACUUGAGAUUAAAUCAUGAUCAAGUCUGAAUGAAAGUCAAGACAGAAAACCAUCAAAUCCUUUUUGAGGUUAAGACUUUUGUUGACCCACUUGUCUUCCUUCAUGCAUAAUGCUUAUAAACUCACAGUCAAGACCAUAUUUAACACAACAAGCACAAGACAAGUCUCAGUACUAAUGUCAGUACGUCCAAAUCAAUACAGAAAACAUCUGGAGACAUCCCUAGUUGAUACAUAACAUCAGACUGGUGUUUCUCUUUUUUAUCUAGUAAUCUGAGAAAUAGAGUUUUGCUUAAAAGUUAUGUAAAUAUGCUUUAUUUAUAUGUAGAACGGUGAUGUACCUCAUGUUUAAUGAUUUCACACGAGAGACCAGCUCCAGAUUCAGUUUCAUUAGAUAUAAUUCAGGAUUUAUUAUUUUACUGCAUUUCUGCAGUAAUAGUUUUACAAAAUUAUUUGUAGGUGUAUACAGAUUUCGUGAAAAAGCUAUAUAAUACUGUCUAAUACGUUGAGUAAAUAUAAACUUAUCAAUCUCUGAUAUAUUGUUAUAUGGAAAUCACCCUGCAAUGGCUUGGAGUCAAGAAGUGCAGUUUUAUUGGAAUUAUUAUUAAUCAAGUGCUGAUGUUACAGGAUCUGCGUAACAGUUGAGUGUUCAGAUGUAGCAUUCGCUUUGACUAAAGAGCCUCAUCAUCAUCGUCAUGUUUACCGGGGUUAACUCCAUGAUGAUGUUUCCUUUCACCAGUCAUGUGGAAGGAACACCUGAGACAAAGUUCAUGACAGGAUCUCCAGCACCCAGCUGCGUGUCCAUGAAGAGUGACCGGUCCAUAGAGCAGCCUCUAAGCCUGGGUAGGGAUGAAGUCGUCCCUGAGAGCACAUUUAAUACCAAAUGUGCCGUAUCUCCAGCACCCAGCUGCGUGUCCAUGAAGAGUGACCAGUCCAUAGAGAAGCCUCCAAGGGAAGACAUCGUCCCUCAAAGCGGAUUUAACGCCGUCCAAAGCGACGUAUCUCCAGCACCCAGCUGCAUUUCUAUGAAAAGUGCUCACUCCAUUGAGAAGCCUCUCAGCUUGAGCGGGGGAAAUGUCGAUCCUGAAGGCGGGCAAAACCUCAGAGCAGACGCUCAGCAGGAACGCCCACCGACGAAAAUAACCGAAGACUUCCUGUUACAUCCUUCUCAACCCGUGAACGACGAUCUGUCCGGCGUCUUAAAGAUUCACAAAACCAGCAUGCGCAACAGGCACCAGAGUUUAUUCGAAGGAAUCAAAAUGCACAGAAAUAAAACACUUCUGAAGACUGUUUACACCCAGCUCUACAUCAUAGAGGGAGAGAGUGAAGGAGUGAAUAAUGAACACGAAGUGAUCCAGAUGGAGAAAAGGCCCAGAAGACAGCACUUUCAAGACACACCGAUCAACUGCUUAGACAUAUUUAACCCCGUGCAGGAUUACAGCGCAGGAAAUGUUACAGAUAGAAGUGGAGCAGGAGUACAAAAGCUCAGAACUGUGUUAACUAAAGGAAUUGCUGGAAUUGGGAAAACCGUGUCAGUGCAGAAAUUCAUCCUGGAUUGGGCAGAAGGAAAAGCUAACCCGGACAUCAAUUUCAUGUUUGUGCUUCCGUUCCGUGAGUUGAAUUUGAUUAAAGAUGAAUGUUGCAGCCUACACAAACUCUUGUGUGACUUCCAUCCCGAGCUAAAAGUCCUGGACACGCAUGUGUACGACGUGUGUAAAAUCAUCUUCAUCUUCGACGGCCUGGAUGAAAGCAGGCUCCCGCUGGACUUCUUAAACGAUACGAAAGUGUCUGACGUCACGGUGACAUCAUCAGUGAGUGCCCUGAUGUCAAACCUCAUUAAAGGUGAACUGCUUCCCUCUGCCCUCAUCUGGAUAACCACCAGGCCAGCGGCAGCUAGUCAGAUCCCUCGGACGUGCAUCAAUCGUGUGACGGAAAUACAGGGAUUCAGCGACGCACAGAAGGAAGAGUAUUUCAGGAAGAAAAUCACCGAGCUCGAACACGCAGAGAAAAUCAUUUCACACAUUAAAAAGACCAGGAGUCUUUAUAUCAUGUGUCACAUCCCGGUGUUUUGUUGGAUAUUAGCCACGGUGCUUCAGCAAUUUAUGAAAGAAAAUAAUCACACAGAAGCUCCUAAAACCCUGGCUGAGAUUUACGCACACUUCCUGCUCAUUCAGACGAACAUGAAGAAUGAAAAGUAUGAAGAAACGGAUGAGAAAGAUCCGGGGAAACUUCUGGAAACAAACAGAGCCACGAUGUUAAAACUAGCACAACUGGCUUUUAAGCAGCUGAUGAAGGGCAACGUGAUGUUUUAUGAAGAAGACCUGACAGAGUGUGGGAUCGAUCUCACCGAGGCUUUGGUAUACUCUGGGAUUUGCACUGAGAUCUUUAAAGAGGAAUCUGUGUUAUACCACAAGAAGGUCUUCUGCUUCGUGCAUCUGAGCUUUCAGGAGUUUUUCGCUGCUCUCUACGUGUUUUACUGCUAUCUGACAAAGAGCACUGAGCCGCUGCAGCUUUUCAUGGCGCCGUACAGAGAGCAGUUCACGGACGUUGCUUUGGAUGAGUUGUUAAAAGCAGCAGUCGAUAAAGCCUUACACACUGACAAUGGACACUUAGACCUUUUCCUCCGUUUUCUGCUCGGCAUCUCACUGGAGAGCAAUCAGACACUCCUACGUGGCCUCCUGACCCACACGCACAGCAGCUCGGAGAACAUCCAGAGUACAGCUAAGUACAUCAAAUGGCAGAUUCAAACCGAGGACCUUCCCAGUGACAGAACAAUCAACUUGUUCCUGUGUCUCACCGAAAUGAAGGACCAGUCUCUCUCGAAAGAGAUUCAGGAAUUUCUGAAGACGGAGCAACGAUCCGAGAAGAAGCUGUCAGCCGCACACUGCACGGCAAUCACGUACAUGCUGCAGGUGUCAGACCACGUCCUGGAGGAGCUGGACGUGAAGAAAUACAAUGCCUCAGAGGAGGGAUGUAGGAGGCUGAUCUCUGCUGUGAGCAACUGCAGAAAGGCUCAGCUAGCAGGCUGUUAUCUCACCUCAAGUUCCUGUGAAACCUUCACUUCAGCGCUGCAGUUAGAAAAGUCGCCCCUGAAAGAACUGGACCUCAGUAACAACGACCUGCAGGACACUGGGGUGAAGCUGCUGGCUGAUGGACUGAAGAGCUCACACUGUGUGCUGGAGAUACUGCGCCUAGCUAUUUGUAAUCUUGGAGAAAAGGCUUGUGAAUAUCUGGCAUCAGCUGUCAUGCUGCCGCGCUCGUCUCUGAGAGAACUGGACCUCAGUAACAAUGACCUGCAGGACUCAGGAGUGAGGCUGCUCGCUGAUGGACUGAAGAGCUCACACUGUAUGCUGGAGAGACUGCGACUAUCUGGAUGUUUAAUUACAAGUGAAGGCUGCGCUGCUCUUGCUUCAGCUCUGAGUGCCAACCCGUCACACCUGAGUGAGCUGGACCUGACCUACAACCAUCCAGGAGACUCAGGGGAGAAGAUGCUCUCAGCAAGACUGAAAGAUCCAGACUGCAAACUGGAGACGCUUAGGCUGGAGCAUUCAGGAGAGAUUAGACUCACACCCAGUCUAAGAAAAUAUGCCUUUGAGGUCACGCUGGACUCGAACACGGCACACACGCGUCUCGCUCUGUCUGAGGAGAACAGAAAGGUGACACACGUGAUAGACGAUCAGCCGUACCCCGACCAUCCUGAGAGGUUUGACUUCUGGAAGCAGGUGAUGUGUCGAGAGAGUCUGCAGGGACGCUGCUACUGGGAGGCGGAGUGGGCAGGCGGAGAAGCUGUGAUCUCCAUGAGUUAUAAAGGAAUACGCCGGAAAGGAGGCAAAGGCGACUGUGUGUUCGGAUCCACAGAGAAAUCCUGGAAGCUGGACUGCUCGAGUAACAGCUACACCGCAUGGCACAACAAGAAGAGGACAGACAUCCCGGCUCCGGCGUCCUGCUCUAACAGGGUAGGAGUGUAUCUGGACUGGAUGGGGGGUACUCUGUCUUUCUACAGCGUCUCUCCUGACCCACAUACACUCACACACCUACACACUUACCACGCCACAUUCUCAGAGCCGCUCUACGCGGGGUUUUGGGUUGAUUGUGACUCUUCGGUGAGUUUGGGUUGAGAUCAUAUUGAUCUGCCUUGCAAAAUAUUUAUUUUUAUUUAUUCUUUAUCGUAGCACUUUAACGUCUGUUCUGCAACUCUCCAAUCUGAUUGGUCAAAUGUGGUUUGGCUCCUGUUACAUUCGUUUAUUUGUUAUAACACUUUAUCUUUUAUAGAAGUAAAAGGGACUUGUAUUGGGCAUUUAAUGUUUAAGGACAGUGUUCAUUUCGUAGCGAUGGAAAAUGAUUCCAGUGUCAUAAAUGCUGCUUAUAUUUACCCAGGGAUAACAAUGAUUCCUGGCUCUUCAUAAAUCUGACGUUCCAUACUGUACACUCCUAAAUGUUCUUCUUUGAAUAUUUGCACCGUCAACAACUCUGAUAAAUAUAGCACCUGACCACUUAAAGAAAUUCAGUGAGGGAAAAAAGUUGUCAUCCUGCACCUGAGCAGGUAUUGCUAUCUUUCACAGCUUUCUUUAUCUUUUUUUUUGUCAUGUAGUUGACCAGGUGAUAAAAAAUGAACUUCUGCUCAUGUUUCAGCGUGACGUAUUUCCCCCUCACUACAGCGAGCACUUCCGUGACAUUCUUUAAUCUCCCUAGCCUUUAGUGUUAAGUGUUUCUACGUCCCGGUUUUCACCUGAUAUGAGGUUUCCGCACGCUGCCGCUUUCCGAUCGGGUGUCUGUUGCUAAGCAGCCAGGUAAAUGAAACGUUUCGUCGUUUCACACUGAACACGUCUGGCAUUGCAGUGUGGAGUUAACAGGGUAAAGUUGAUCAUGCUUCAGCGCAGAGUUUCAUAAACCUGGGGAAAAAGCCCUGCUUCAUAACCCUGCUCCUAAAUUACACAUGUGAAGCUUUCCUCUAGUCGGGAUUAAAAGCAGGGUUUAGAACGACCUUGUCAAGUAUUUUUCAGUUAACAGAUUAUGUUAACCUUUUAAUAAACUGUAAGAUUAUUCAAUAAGCUUUACACUGCAGUAGCCCACGAUCUGAUUAAUAUCCUGUCUUAUACUUUAUAGUUUACAUCAUUUCCUUCUUUACUGCUCAUCAGCAUUCCCCAGUAUGUUUUCUCUGCUGCUUUUUAGGGUGAAUUUUCCACUUUUUUUCUUUUAUAAGUGUGAUGUUUGUUUUGGAGUCUGCGUUAAUAUUUUAGGUCAGCGGUUGAAGUUUAUGAGGCAGAUCUUCCUCAGGCUUUUCCGUAUGUGUGACACGUGUCUGUGUGUGCGCGCUCGCUGUGGACUGAGUGAAGCAUCUGAACACUUUCACUUGUGUUGAUGACGAUGAUGAUGAUGAUGUCAUUCUCAACUCGGAUGAGCUACUCCGAUGUAAUUAGGUCACUGCACCUUAUAGAUCAUAGAUGUUUUUCAGUCAGUUUUGUUUUAUUUUUAUUGUAUCUGAUUUUUUAUUGGCUGAAACUUGAGUGUAAGAAAUGCGUUAAAUAAUAUUGCAUGCUAUAUUAUCUUAUUUAUGAACACUAUUUAUAUCAGUUACAUUAUUAAUCUUUUUGUUGUUGCAUGUGUACUUUACUAUCUAUUUUCUGUGUUAGAAAUGA
Messenger RNA from Hemibagrus wyckioides, 7086 nucleotides. RefSeq names its product NACHT, LRR and PYD domains-containing protein 12-like. The transcript is spliced from 10 exons. Gene Ontology annotation, molecular function: protein binding. NCBI's taxonomy places the organism in Eukaryota, Metazoa, Chordata, Actinopteri, Siluriformes, Bagridae. The record is from RefSeq and is a predicted model, not a curated record. The coding region runs from base 2143 to 5565 and encodes 1140 amino acids.